AUGCCGGACGACGUUGGACCCGCCGAGGCAGAGGUCUCGGGUGCUGUGUCUGAGAGCGACAACGAGUACGACGAAACCGAGGCUACUACCAAGGACGACGACGAAAAGAUGGCCGAACGAUCCGCUGCUUCCGAAGGUGUCGAGACCAACGGUGACCAGAAGAAGAAGUACGACCCCAAGGAUCCCCUGCGUCCUAGGAGGAAAAAAGCCCGGAGAGCCUGUUAUGCGUGUCAGAGAGCCCAUUUGACCUGCGUCGACCCAGUAUCCGGUCUUCUCGUCGGCAGCAACACAACUAGGGUCCAUACCGGAGAACUUGCCCUUUCCCAGCAAUCUCCUGUAUCGCCAACCUUCCAGGCCUCUGGCAACCCACAGCUCGGUUCCAUUGGGGUCAACUCGGUCUCAAGCCCUAUGAACAGCUUCCCUCCAGCGCUCUUUGACCCAAGCAAUCCUGCCAUUUUCAACUUCAAUUUGGAGGGGCUCAACUUCGGGAGCCAGUAUGGCGCCAUGGAGUUUGGUAUGCUGGGCCACAUGUCCUCAGGCGCUGCUGAGACUCCCCCGCGGGAUCCGUCCAUAUCGCAACAGGGCACUGCUGGUGAUGUCGGAUUCAAUCCGUCUGGAGUCUUUGGAAACGGUCUGAACCAGUUCGACAAGGUUUAUGACAAUAACACUGGGUUGAUGAGCGACUUCCUGACUCUGGAUGCCCAUUCCAGUGGCCUAUACUCCCAAGGAAACCUGCAACAUGGUCUACCGCAUGCCUAUGCUAUCCCGGCUGGUCCCACGAGUCUGCAAAGCCCUAGUACUGAGAACAACAGUCCACAACCGACUGGGUUUGGUUUCGAGUCUCCCACUACCACCAACUACACCGGAGUUCCUGGUGCUGGAGGGAACCAACCGGGCUCCCAGCAGUCACGGACGCAGAAACCAAAGACGCCGGCCUUGGGGAAACUCGGGCCGCAGUCAGUUCUGGGUAAGAGGCAGCGAGAUCCAUCAUCUAUCUACGAGGCAGUCAAGGAGCCAUUCCAAUAUGUGGCAAGUUUCCACAAGCUCAUCAGUCUACUUCAGAACCGAUUUUCGGGCGCGAGCACGAUCAGCAUCGUAAGGUCCCUAGCCAGCAUUCGCCCGUCGUUCAUGUCAUGUAUGAAAACACUCAACAGGGCCGACCUUAUCUUCAUGGAGAAAAGCUUCCAGCGUGCCCUUUUCGAGCAUGAAGAGUUCAUGCACCAAUCGCCCAGCCCGGCCAUCGCUUGCCGUCGAACCGGCGAAAUAGCGGGUGUCAACAAAGAGUUCACCGCGCUAACAGGGUGGACAAAGGACGUGCUGCUUGGGAAGACUCUGAAUCUCAACGCGAAUAUGGGUGGCACUAACUCUGAUACCCUAUCCGUUAGCAGCAAAGGAGGCAGAGGAGGCAUUGUGGGGACAACACCCAGGCUAAAACCUUUGAAUCCAGAACAGGGUCCUAACGCCGACGGUCAGCAACAGCAAUCACAGCAACAGAAAGAACAGCCACAGCCCGUGUUCCUUGCGGAACUCAUGGAUGAAGCGAGUGUAACGCAGUUUUACGAAGAUUACGCCCAACUAGCGUUCACACACAGUCGAGGUACUGUGGUGAGAAAAUGCCGCCUUCUCAAGUACCGCACGCAAGAGAAUAUGGACGCUGCCGCCGCCGCUGCUAGUUCUGUCCCCACAACUGCGGGAGGUAGCGGUAGCAGUAACGGCACCGUCGUCAACGGAGGGCCAGAUAGUAGCCCAGCCGGAAAGACCGAAAGAGAACGUUCAACCGGCGCGAAUGUUGCUAGCAAUAGUAUUCUGAGCAAUAGGGUCGCCAAGAUCGACGGAGAACACGGCAUCUCAAAACUGGAACGAGAUGGUAAGCUGGAGUGCAGCUACACCUGGACCAUCAAGCGGGAUGUGUUUGAUAUCCCCAUGAUUAUAAUGAUCAAUUUUCUCCCAUGUUACUACCGCAGUCAUAACCAACUGGCUGUGUGA
Sordaria macrospora k-hell is the source of this 1986-nucleotide messenger RNA. Lineage: Eukaryota; Fungi; Ascomycota; Sordariomycetes; Sordariales; Sordariaceae. The record is from RefSeq and is a predicted model, not a curated record.